UUUAUUAUUUUACUAUUCAGUUCCAAUUAUCUCCUACUUUUUAAAAAUACCAAUAAGUUAAGUGGCACUAGAGGGGGGUGGGGGUAUUUAUUACUGAUUUUUUUUCGCGAAGCAAAACAUCCAAACAGGAGUUAACUUUCCCAACGUUUAGUAAUUAAACUUAAAAUUAUAUUUAUCUCUUACCUCCUGGUAAACAGUGAAACUUUGAUUGGCCAGGACCUCAAACUCUAAAAAAAAAAGGGGGGGGUAACAGUUUACUAACUUGCGUAGCUGUCGCACACUUAGAAAGCGCAUCGUAUUUUCAUACUACAGUACAUUAAUAGAAGCUUUCCGGAAUAUAUCGAAUAUGGAUCAUAUACAUGACAUAUAUACUUAAAUCUUUUCAAAGGUAACAUUUCAAGUUCAAUUUCUAAAUGUACUUUUAAGUAAAAUGGUUUCCACGAUUUUUUUUCAGCCGAUAUUGGGCCUGUUAUAUGUACAUUCAGUCAAUCACGUGCAAAAAGGUGUAUAUCUAACCAUGGAUUCGGGAAGGAAAAAACAAUUUAGGUUUUCAGAGCAAGACGACAUAAAACUUUUGAGAGAGGUUAUCAGCAGGAACCCUUUCAAAGAAAGGGGCAAAUGGGCAGAUAUUUCAUCAGUUAUGUCCCGGAAUAUCGAUGCACGAAGGGUUAGAGAAAGGACUCUUCUUCUUAUAGACCAAAGGAAGAAGUUUAACAGCUCCUCUCUCAAAAAAUCUGGUGUAGAUGAAACCUAUGGAGAGAAAGAAAUGCUUUUGGAUGAAAUAAUAGAAUUAGCGAACGAUGAAGAGGAGAAAAAAAGGGAAGAUAAAUCCAAAGCAGUAAAAGAAGAGAGCAUGUGCAAGAGUCUUCGUAAACGGGCACUCGAGAACCUGACACCAUCCAAAAGUGACGAGGACCAGCGAAAUAACAGUAAAAUGCCUAGAAAGUGUUCAAGUGUGAUAUCCUUUUUGAAAGAAAAAGCAGAGACGGAAAAACAAUCCAGAGAUGAGGAAUUUUCACUCCGUCGAGAGCAGCUAAAUUUGGAGAAGGAGCGGUUUGAACUGGAGAAACAGGAGAGGCUUCAAAGAUUGGAGACUGAAAAGCAGCAGACCACAAUGAUGUUAGAACUUUUCUCAAAAUGUUUAAAUAAAUAAAUGGAUUAUCUUAAGCAUUUACCUAGCUUUUCUCAAAAUAUUUAUAUAAUUUAUAUUUAAAUAGAUCAUCAUAGGAAUUAGCUAGCCAUGUAAUAAAAUACGAUGUAAA
Saccostrea cuccullata (small rock oyster) is the source of this 1262-nucleotide messenger RNA. Its product is annotated as reticulocyte-binding protein homolog 2a-like. Lineage: Eukaryota; Metazoa; Mollusca; Bivalvia; Ostreida; Ostreidae. Bases 431 to 1153 code for a protein of 240 amino acids. The record is from RefSeq and is a predicted model, not a curated record. The transcript has 4 exons.